CCUUCUCUCUCUCCCCUUCCCUUCAUUUUCUUCUUCUUCUUCUUCUUGCCUCGCUCACACUCACCAAUCAAAUUAACCAACUCCCCCAUCUCCUCUCCUCUCUCUCCUAAUCUGUAUAUCUUUCAGCUGGCUCUCUCUAUAUCAUCAUCCCACUUUCUGCCCGGGGUUUCCGAGGAACAAUCCAAACCGUCUCUUCAACUGAUCAUCAAGCCGCGGCCUGCUCUGCUCUCUUACGACAAAUAAACCAUAUAUCUGCCUGCAGGAAGGAAGUAAGGAAGGACAGACGGCGGCGGCCCGUCAGUACCAGAAUAGAGGCCCAAACCAAAUGGAACGCAAGUUCAACAGCAUCAGCUCACUAAUGAUGAGCAGCAGCGAGCUGGUAGAAGAAAACGACCACUCCACGGAAUUAAGUGGGCCUGACUCCCCUCCUUCCGCUUCCAAUAUCAAGAUGGCCUCCACUUCUUCCACUACCACUUCUACUUCUUCCCCUAAACGCACCAGUGGUAAGCGCGGGGCGCAUAAGCGAGUGGUGUCGAUCCCAAUCAAGGACGUGGAAGGUUCGAAGCUCAAGGGGGAGACCGCUCCCCCGCCGGCCGACUCCUGGGCCUGGCGAAAAUACGGCCAGAAGCCCAUCAAGGGGUAGGAUACUAUGCUAACCCCUAAAGGGGUAGUGAUUUUUGACACCCCCUUUAUGAUUGGCCAAUUUUAUUUCCAAUCAUUGGCAAGUAUUAAUUAAACUGGUUUUUUAUUUUUUUUAAUCUUGUAAUUUGGGGUCUCUCACCACAUUGGAAAAGAGAAAGAAUCUGGGGAAAAACGAAAUCACCCCCAUUAAUUACAUAAUUAAUUUCUCUCACUGGUACAUUAAUUACACGUACCACUCCACUGGUACACGUACCACUCCACUGGUACACGUACCACUCCACUGGUGCGAGCAAUCCACAAGGUAGGUUAGAGUGAGAACAAUACCAGUGCAAUGAUAUUUUUCAUAACAAUGAUAAACAAUAACGGAGCAACAAUGCAGUACUACUUCAAUGAUACAAAUACCACUCCACUGGUACACGUACCACUCCACUGGUACGUGUACCAGUAGAGUGGUACGUGUAAUUAAUGUACCAGUGAGAGAAAUUAAUUAUGUAAUUAAUGGGGGUGAUUUCUUUUUUCCCCAGAUUCUUUCUCUUUUCCAAUAUGGUGAGAGACCCCAAAUUACAAGAUUAAAAAAAAUAAAAAAUCAGUUUAAUUAAUACUUGCCAAUGAUUGGAAAUAAAAUUGGCCAAUCAUAAAAGGGGUGUCAAAAAUCACUACCCUUUAGGGGUAGUCAAGCUAACCGAUCCCUCAAGACCUGGGAAGUUAUAUUAAUUAAUGUACCCAGAUGGGAAAUAAAGACCGCAGCCAAUAAUUUGACUGAAUAAAGUUAUUGUUUAAAGAUAUAUAACCACACGUAACCAGCAAGAAAGAUUUAAAGUUUUGUUUUCUAUAAAUUUCAGCGGGUUAUUUCUCUUUCAGUUGUUUUUUUUCCAGAUAAAUCAGAUUUGGGACCAUAUUACCACGUUAAAAUUUAUAUUGGCAGUGGUUGUAUUUAAACCCUAUAUAUACCAUUUGACAACCUUUACAAUUUUGAAAUGAAUGUUUUAGGUAAGGUACAACCAUAUUAAAAUACAAAGGAAAUGUAUAUUAAUUAUUACUAAUUUCAUUUCUAGAAAAUAAAUUAAUAUAUAAAUCAGUCAAGGGUAUGUAUGAGACUUUGAAGAAUCGAUAACCUAGCUAGGUGAAUGGUGCAGACUUGAAAAAAAUAUUUUUAACAUGCUUGCUUCGAAAUUAGUGUUUGAUUUACUUGUCGCAAUUGUAAGGAUUGAAAAGAUAUUUUCAAAGAUGAAAUCAAUCAAGAACGAUCUUCAUAAUUCGUGGGAGAUCAAUUAUGAAUGAUUGGUUGGUUAUGCUCAUUAAAAAAGGCGAAUCCUAGCAAAAAUGAUGAAGUAUUUUAGGAACAUAUUUGAAUAUGAAAAUACGUCGUUGUUUGCUGUGAAUAUUGAUAAAUUUGUGUACUUUGUGAUUUUUAUUUUAUUUUAUGAAUUUAUCAUUGAAUACCCUUAAUAAAAUUUUUAGAUCCGUCACUGCCUAGCUAUAUUGAUCAAUUCGAUGGCGGCAGCGACAACGUCUUCCCGCCGUUUCACCCGUUUAGGCAGCAUCUUCUUCUGCAUUGGCGGAAGUCAAAAGUCUUCCCAGCAAUUCCGGUGAAACCCGCGAGCCUUCACUUGCCGGAUCUUCCUCACUAAGAAGCUCAAACGAUCUUUAGCUUCAUCUGCGUUCGAUUAAUGUUCCUAGAGAGAAAAAAACCCCUCAACCUCGAGCCAACACCUCUGAAGUUGACUUUGCUAUUUGGUCGACCAUCACCAGUCCAUUUAGCCUUUUGGUUUAAUGCAUUUGCAUAUGGCCAAUUGCUUUGAAUCACGAGGAAAUAAAUAAAAUUUCCAUUUCACG
Molecule: messenger RNA, 2478 nt
Organism: Linum trigynum
Lineage: Eukaryota; Viridiplantae; Streptophyta; Magnoliopsida; Malpighiales; Linaceae
Source: the annotation of a GenBank genome assembly